ACGGAAGUAUAUUCGCCGGACUCAUGUUGGUGACGUAGUGCGCUACCGUUGUAAUAUGACAGCUGAACGAGAAAUAUUCCUAAAAUGAGCAGGUUAGCGACAUAAAAAAUAAUUUGCAUUUAGGGAAAUCAUGUCAGUGUGACCUGAAACAGUCCUCGACCCGACUGCAGUGAGUUUUCGACGGACUGAGAGCGUGUUUUACGGACAUCAUCAUGUCGUUUCUGGUGGACUCAGUCAUCAUGUUCACCUCACAGGUGCUGUUCUUUGGAUUUGGCUGGUUAUUCUUCAUGCGGCAGCUGUUCAAAGAUUAUGAGGUGCGACAGUAUGUUGUCCAGGUGGUUUUCUCUGUCACCUUUGCUUUUUCUUGUACCAUGUUCGAGCUCAUCAUCUUUGAGAUUCUGGGUGCCUUAAGCAGCAGUUCCAGGUAUUUCCACUGGAAGCUGAACCUGUAUGUGAUUCUGCUGGUUUUAAUCUUUGUGGUGCCUUUCUAUAUCGGUUACUUUGUUGUCAGCAACAUACGCCUUUUGCAUAGACAAAGGCUUCUUUUUGCCUGUAUGGUUUGGUUUACCUUCAUGUAUUUCUUCUGGAAGCUGGGAGACCCAUUUCCCAUCUUGAGUCCAAACAUGUGAUCAAUUCCUGUCUGUUGUUUAGGGAUUCUGUCCAUUGAGCAGCUAAUCAGUCGUGUUGGUGUGAUCGGAGUCACUCUAAUGGCUCUGCUGUCUGGGUUUGGUGCUGUCAACUGUCCUUACACAUACAUGUCAUAUUUCCUCAGGAAUGUAACAGACAGUGACAUCCUUGCUCUGGAGAGAAGACUUCUCCAAACUAUGGACAUGAUUGUCAGCAAAAAGAAAAGAAUUGCCAUGACACGGAGGCAGAUGUACCAACGUGGGGAAGACCAGAACAAACAGACAGGAUUCUGGGGCAUGAUCAAGAGUGUCACCUCCACACAGACAGGAAGUGAAAAUCUUUCUCUGAUCCAGCAAGAGGUUGAUGCUUUAGAGGAGUUGAGUCGACAACUCUUUCUUGAGACUGUGGACCUACAAGCCACUAAGGAGCGAAUUGAGUAUUCAAAGACAUCAGGGAAAUACUUCAACUUCCUUGGCUACUUUUCCAUCUAUUGUGUCUGGAAAAUCUUCAUGGCAACUAUAAACAUAGUGUUUGAUCGAGUUGGAAAGACAGAUCCAGUGACGAGGGGUAUUGAAAUUACAGUGAACUACUUGGGCAUCCAGUUUGAUGUGAGACGUAAAAUUUGGUCCCAACACAUUUCUUUCAUCCUGGUGGGAAUAAUAAUCGUUACAUCUAUACGUGGCUUACUCAUUACCCUCACCAAGUUCUUCUAUGCAAUAUCAAGCAGCAAGUCUUCCAAUGUCAUCGUGCUAGUCCUCGCUCAGAUCAUGGGGAUGUAUUUUGUGUCAUCUGUGCUGCUGAUGCGAAUGAGCAUGCCCCUGGAGUAUCGCUCCAUCGUGACAGAGGUUCUGGGAGAGCUGCAGUUCAACUUCUAUCACCGCUGGUUCGAUGUCAUCUUCCUGGUCAGCGCCCUGUCUAGCAUCCUCUUCCUUUAUCUCGCUCACAAGCAGGCACCAGAAAAACACAUGGCUCUCUGAUCCCUUACUGUGCAGCUCCUCUCUCGGAUAUGACUCCUCACGCAUGGGGUGACUUUCAAUCUGGGAUUUAGACAUAUCCGGAAAUCACAUUUUUUUAAAUAUAUAUAUAUAUAUAUAUAUAUAUAUGUAUAUAUAUAUUGGAUAUAAUUAUUUGGACUGCCUGUUCCUGAAUCAGGAAUGGCUGAAUUUUGGGUGCGAGUGGUGGGGAACUGUUGGAGUACACGAGGAAACAACUUUACAAUUAAAGUAUUUCCAGAAUUCAGUUUUUUUUUUUCUGUAAAUGCAGAUACUAUGUUUGCUUUGGUCUUAAAGUUUAAUUCUUUUUGUCAAAAAGUCUCGUCAUUCUGAACACACUGGAGCUAACCAUGAGAUACCACCCAUGAGCUGCAUUUUUUAGUGACUGUAAUUUUCAGCAAAACGUUCAGUUCUUUCAUCGGGAACAAAAACAGAUAACCAUAAAGUUAUUCAGAUGGUACAUGUGCAUUUAUUUGUGUUCAUGAGAACUCUCAUCCAUUUACUUUCAUUUUAGAAAUUUUAACAGCAAAAUUAAAUUUUUUGUAGAACAUUAAAUAAAAGCAGCAGUUUGUGCACUGAGAAAAAUACUUGAAAAGCCACAGUGCUUUUACUGGCAGUGAAGUGUUUUUCAUUUUAAUAACAUCAGCAAUCUCAGGUGUUUCAAAGAUAAUACUCAUCAUUGUAUUGCCCACAAGUAGAUCAAAGGAUCUAUGAUCACAGGUUCCUGAACAAUCUUGGUAUUUGGGAACGCGUCUUUGUUCUAAGCCCUUUCAUACAAUGGAAGCAGCUAUUCUGUUGUGAAUCUGAUUUUGGCAGUAGAUUUCAAAAGUCUUUACAGUCCUCGUCCUGUCGGUUUCUUCAUCUCUUUUUCACUUGUGAUAUCAACUGGAUGUAUGAAGCCCAUAGAGCAGAUUGUUAAAGAAAAAACAUCAACGUCUGAUUAGUCGAAAUCAGGAAAGGGAUUCUUCAGAUGGCUGCUCAGAAUCUCUCAUCUAUGCUCUCUUCAGAUGAAUUUGAAGUCACAGAUGUGGCCUAGAAGAGAGGAAAAAUUAAUAAUGUUUAAUCAGCUGACAUUUUCUUCCUGCUUUUAGGUGAAUGAUAAAUUAGGAAAAGGCAGGAUAAGUGUUGUUAUGUUUGACUUUAAUCAGGAUGUAGCGAAUACAUGACCACAUGUAAAGAAGGCCAAAAGUCUGCAGCAAUGUGUAGCAGUCCUUUGGGCUAAAUGCUAAUUUUGAUUUUCGGGUAAAAUAAAUAUCACGCUUGCCACAG
Messenger RNA from Acanthochromis polyacanthus (spiny chromis), 2888 nucleotides. It is a transcript of the gene gphra, whose product is annotated as Golgi pH regulator. Gene Ontology annotation, biological process: intracellular pH reduction. Gene Ontology annotation, molecular function: voltage-gated monoatomic anion channel activity. Gene Ontology annotation, cellular component: Golgi cisterna membrane. NCBI's taxonomy places the organism in Eukaryota, Metazoa, Chordata, Actinopteri, Pomacentridae. The record is from RefSeq and is a predicted model, not a curated record.